UAUAAGCAGCAUGCAAUGUGCAAUAGCACAAGAGGUGAAUGUUUCCGGUACUGCCCUCUUGUGCAGCAACAUGAAUGUGAAUGUUAGAACCCUGCAGUGGUGUGGGUAGUUCUGCAACACCCAUAUUAUGCUUGGGGCAUGUAAGGCAGAGGGAGCUACUUAUAGGAAAACAUACAAUGGAUGUGCUGCACAUGUGUAAUUACAAGUUUUGACUGCUGUAACUCCUUCAGCCAGUAAUGCAAGCUAUUUGCCUCAAGAACUGUAAAUGAUGUAGCAGUGAGAACUACACAGAAAACACCAAUUGCACACACAAUUUGUUUGCUCUUAAAAAAAAAAAAUACUCUGCCUUCCUAAUAAAAAUUCAAGGGGGCUUAGAAGAAAAGUUUUAAAACACAGUAUCAAAUCAAAAUGGUAGUUUUUAUGAAUACAAAAUACAUAAAUCCAGAUCCAAAGCAAUGAAUUAUCUACAUGCAUAUAAAUAGAUGCUUUAUAAGCUAUGGAUAUAAUCUUCAUAGAAAUGAAUGGGCUGGUCUUCAGAGUGAUUUUAUAAUAUAGGUGCAAGUCAAAAGAACUGUCAGUCAACAGGAAGAAGUCAAAAAUUCCACUGGAAAGGUCUAAGAUUCUGGGUGGUCUAACAUGGCUCUUUGGCUCAGUAAAAACCAUGUACUGUAUAUUCAAAGGCAGAAAUACACAUACACACACCAUUAAAUUGUUGCAAAGUGAUCAGAAAUUUAUUUGUUUAUUUUUACACUUAUAUCCCACUCUUCCUCUGAGGAGCUCAGGGCAGUGUACAAGGUUAUUAUGCACAUAGGAUUCCCAAGUUGAAAAUUAUGCAAUUUAUUAAUUUCAAAGGAUCUAAAAUGAAGGAUCCAUUGUGGCCUGCUGGCUUAAUGCCUAGCCUCUACCUAAAAAGGCAAUAAUAAAAAAGCAAGAAAACUGAAGUCCUAAACGCAGUAGAGAGUAAGUCCCACUGAAGCAGUAGCAAAUCCAUUUUUCCACAUUUGUGUCUUAUGCUCCCUCUAGUGUUUAUUUUUGGAUGCAAAAACAGAUAGGCCUGACAGAGAGAGAGAGAUCGAGAGAUCCUGGAGUCUUAAUCACAAAAUGUCCCAUUAAUAGGAUUAAGUACCUUGUCAUUAGAUAAGCGGUAGAUGGUAAAAUCUGUGACACUCAUGGAAAUUAGAACAGCACAGAACCUUGUUCUUUACUGAAGCUGGAGACAGGUUUGCAAGACGAAUCAUCAGCAUUUGUGCAAACAUGAAGUCUUUACUGCUCUUCAUAACAUACUUAUUAUUGCUGAGAGGACAUCAGUGUGCACCUACUACUAAGGAGGAAGACAUACAUGUUGUGGAAAACUUGAAAGUUUUAUCUGAAGUUGGGGAGAAAUAUGUAGAUGAAGAAGUAAAAAAAGCACUGGUUGGCAUUAAGCAGAUGAAAAUUAUGAUGGAAAGAAAUGAAGUUAAACACGUGGAUCUGAUGAAAACCCUAAAGAAGAGCAGUGAAGAAAAAGAGGAAGCUCUGAGACUCAUGAAUGAAGUGAAAGAGAGACUGGAAGAAGAAGAAGAAAUAUGCCAAGGGUCUCUGAAAUAUUUAUGGGAUGAAUGCAAAUCUUGCCUAGAAAGUAAUUGCAUGAGAUUUUAUACAACCUGUCGGCAUGGUCUGUCCACAUUUACGAGCAAGGUUGAAGAUUUUUUCAGAAAAAUUACUCCAUUAUCAUUUCCCAUUUAUGAUGCUCCAGGGCAAGAUCUCCAGCUCAAUCAAAAGCCUGAGAAAGAAGAUGCCCAGCUAGUGUAUAUGGAAAAUGUGUUUAACCAGCUGUUAUCUGACAUGGGAACCAUGUUUGAAAAAAGCUUUGUUUUUUUCAAACAGAUGCAAAAAGAAUUUGAUCAGUCUUUUCAAAUCUACUUUAUGUCUAAUCAAGACUUAACAGAGCCCUAUUUUUUGCCAGCUGUUCCUGAGGAUUCUAUGAAAACCACAGGUGCCCCAAAAGAUGCGGGGAUACCAGGCUUCCUUCAGCUAGUUUUUGAUUUCAGCAAAACUUUCCUGGAAGGUGUUGGUGAAAUGAUUACUGAGGCAUUUGAAGGAUACACAGAGAAUGUGAGAGAGAUUGCAGAACAAAUUAAAGAUUCUGACAAAAGUGGAAUGUUCUCUCAGAUCACACCAGGCCAUGAGAGAGCUCCAUGCAAAAAGCUGCGUCAAAAUUCAUCAGGAUGCCCCCAAUUUCAUGAGAGAUGCCAGAAAUGUCAGGAUAAUCUUAUGCAAGUGUGCCCCAAUGUCCCUGAACUACAUAUAAAGUUUGAUGAUGCCUUUAAGUUGGUUAACAUCUCUGGUGAGCAGUAUCAACAGAUUCUACAGGUGGCCCAGCGUCACACAGAAGACACAUCCUACUUGUUGAAUAAAAUGAAAGAAAGGUUUGGAUGGGUAUCUGAACUCUCCAACAUGACCAUUGGACCAGAUAACAUUUUCAAUAUAGUAAAGGUGUCAUCAAGUGCUAAGGGAAAUGAAGCUACCAAUCUGAAUGAAACUGUGGUAGAUGUAAAUAUUUUGACUUCACCUACUUUCACAAUUAAGGUUCCUCGAGAUCUAGACACUGAGAGUUCUGAAUUCAUUGAAUAUGUUGCUGGGAAAGCUUUACAGCUUUACAAGAAGAAUUUCUAGACAUGACAAGAAGACUUGAAAACCUACUUCACAGUCAUCAUAUUCUCCAUUAGCUAACUAUGCCAAAGUUCAACCUACAUGAUCAUGUUUAAGAAAUAUUGCAUUCAAGAUCGAUAAGAAUGUAACUCCAUGAGCUCUAUUUGUAUUCUGUUGAAAUUAGCAAGUCUAGAGAUACAGCUGAUUUAAAUAUUCUUAGCAUUUGGGUUGUGUGUCUGAAAGCUGGGAUAAGAAACGUAUGCAUAAAUAAUUUCAGUUGUAUUCUGCACUCUACUGUUAUGCAGAAUUAUCUUCAAACUCAGACACACGUCCUUGCAGAACUCAAUAAUGCAGUGCCAGUCAAUUCAGGGCAGUUUUAUAAGUGUGCUCAUAAUACAGAAUUUGUUUUAUUUUGCACUUCCACCUCAAGAUGGCACAAGACCAAAAUAUGAUAGAAUACUUCCACAUGACAAUUCUUGAAAUUCCUGAAAGAAUAGACUGUAGCCUUUUUCUGCAUGAUGGGCAUUACUAUGCAAAGGAAAACAUAGUAGGUAUCAUAUGUGCAAAGUCAUCUUCUGCCAAGUCCAAGUAUACAUAACACGAUCCAACCUAGAACAUGUGCUUUUUUGGUCAAUGUAUUUUAUAUUUAUUAUUUAUACUUUAUUCCCCAGAUAAACAAGCUCUUCAAACCUCUUAUAAACAUUAUUUGUAGUGUGAAUAAUUUUAUAUCUAGAAUAAAGGAUACA
Messenger RNA from Hemicordylus capensis (graceful crag lizard), 3377 nucleotides. It is a transcript of the gene CLUL1, whose product is annotated as clusterin like 1. The record is from RefSeq and is a predicted model, not a curated record. The transcript is spliced from 9 exons. NCBI's taxonomy places the organism in Eukaryota, Metazoa, Chordata, Lepidosauria, Squamata, Cordylidae. Bases 1255 to 2655 code for a protein of 466 amino acids.